Molecule: messenger RNA, 1521 nt
Organism: Panicum virgatum (switchgrass)
Lineage: Eukaryota; Viridiplantae; Streptophyta; Magnoliopsida; Poales; Poaceae
Product: WAT1-related protein At5g45370-like
Exons: 7
Coding region: 41-1252 (403 amino acids)
Cellular component (GO): plasma membrane
Molecular function (GO): transmembrane transporter activity
Source: RefSeq, a predicted model, not a curated record
UUUUCUUAGACAAAUCCAAACGAGGGAGUGGAGUGUGCAGAUGGGAGACGGCGGCGGUGGGCGGAAGACGGCGCUGCUCCGGCGCUGCUCUCCAUCGCGGUGGAGCGUGAGCGGGCGGCGGCUGCUGAGCGGGGCGGGCGACGAGGCGUGGCGGGCGCACGCCGGGAUGGUCCUGGUCAUGCUCGCCUACAGCGGCUACCACGUCCUCACCAAGUCCGUCCUCAACGUGGGCAUGAACCAGGUCGUCUUCUGCGUCUACCGGGACCUCCUCGCGUUCGCCGUCCUCGCCCCCGUCGCCUUCCUCCGCGAGAGAACGGUGAGACCUCCAGUGACCCCUCAGUUACUUGCUUCCUUUGCUCUUCUUGGCUUCACAGGGCUCUAUGGGAACCCCCUCCUUUUCCUCGUCGGCCUCCGCUACACGAAUGCUUCCUACGCUGCGGCUUUCCAGCCCUCAAUACCAGUAUUCACAUUUGUCUUGGCUGCAAUCGUCGGCGUUGAAGCGAUCAACAUCUUCACGAAAGACGGCAUCCUCAAAGUUCUCGGCACGGUUGUAUGCGUCUCUGGUGCCAUUCUGAUGGCUUUGUAUAGAGGUCCAUCCUUGAUUGGCUUGGGAGGAAACAAUACAUCAAAUGGUAUUGUUACUCCGGGCACAUGGAGCAGCAAUCCCUAUCCAGCCCACUGGUUGACAUCAACCAUGUUUGAGUAUGGUGUAGAAACAUGGCAUCUUGGUGUCUUGUGUCUUUUAGGAAACUGCCUCUUGGUGGCUGCUUAUCUAGUCAUACAGGCUCCCGUGAUGAUAAGAUAUCCUGCAAGCUUAUCCUUGACAGCGUAUUCGUAUUUCUUUGCCACCAUCUUUAUGGUGUUAACUGGAGUACUUGUAACCAAUGGGCUCCAUGAGUGGGCACUGACAAAAACAGAGAUCAUAGCUGUUCUAUAUGCUGGAAUUGUUGCAUCUUGUCUGAGCUACACAGUUAUGACGUGGGCAAACAAAAUUCUUGGACCUUCUCUAGUUGCUCUCUAUAAUCCACUCCAACCAGCAUGUUCCACUAUCCUCUCAACUAUUUUUCUUGGUGCCCCAGUUUAUGUCGGAAGCAUUAUUGGGGGGCUGUUCAUAAUUGCUGGUCUAUACAUGGUUACUUGGGCUCGCUACAAUGAAGCACAACGAGCUGUGACGAAUGGUUAUUCGGACCCUCUUCUCGUGGGUCCUCGAGGAGUCCCCGCGGCACAGGAAGGUUCCUUCAUCGAUCCUUAAAUUUCAAUGUGAUCAAAUGGUGUCUCAAUUGUUUUCUCCAGGACAACAACAGAAUUCACAUGUAUAGAUUUAUCUUGAAAGAUACUUUUGUAGUCUCAUAUACUCCCUCUGUCCAAGAAUGUAAGCCUUGACCAACGGUUACUUUAGUAUAUAACUUUUGUGAUACAAAAAUUGGUGUCCUUAGAUUCUAUUCAAAAGUACUUACCUUUGAUUAGAAAUUUGUAUCACAAAAAUGACAUAUUAAAAGAUAGUUGUUAGUCAGAGUCUCU